Molecule: messenger RNA, 4300 nt
Organism: Camelus dromedarius (Arabian camel)
Lineage: Eukaryota; Metazoa; Chordata; Mammalia; Artiodactyla; Camelidae
Gene: MYOCD
Product: myocardin
Exons: 14
Coding region: 349-3306 (985 amino acids)
Biological process (GO): smooth muscle cell differentiation; positive regulation of transcription by RNA polymerase II; cardiac muscle cell differentiation
Cellular component (GO): nucleus
Molecular function (GO): transcription coactivator activity
Source: RefSeq, a predicted model, not a curated record
CUUGGGACCUUCUUAAAGGCGUGGUGGUGAUGCUGGACGAGCGCGGGCAGCCUAUGACAUCAGCCGAGCACGCCUGGGAUGCCGCGGCGACCGGCCAGACUCGGAGGACGCGCAGGGUCCCGCCGGCUGAGACUGGAGUAGCCCCGCACGGCGAGGGGGGAGCCGCCACUUUUCUGGGGACACUGUUUGCAGUCACUUGCUACCACUGUGCUCCUACCUGGGGGAGCUCGCGGAGAGUUGGAUGAAUUCUGGGUUGUUAACUGCGGUCACCUGGGCUCCCAGGAGCCUGUUCCUGGUGGAAAUCAGGGGGCAUCCGGCCAAGGGACCAGCGGCUCGCUGAGACUCAACAUGACACUCCUGGGGUCCGAGCACUCUUUGCUGAUUAGGAGCAAGUUCAGAUCAGUUUUACAGUUACGACUUCAACAGAGAAGGACCCAGGAGCAGCUGGCUAACCAAGGCAUAAUACCACCCCUGAAAAGCCCUCCUGAAUUCCAUGAGCAAAGAAAACGUUUGGAUAGUGACAAGGCUGAAGACACCCUGAAGCGUAAGGUCAGAAACAGGUCCGACCGUGCAGACGUGGUUAAAAUGCACAUACUCCAGGCGUCCACUGCAGAGAGAUCCGUUCCAGCUGCUCAGAUGAAACUGAAAAGAGCCCGACUUGCUGAUGAUCUCAAUGAAAAAAUUGCUCUCCGGCCGGGGCCACUGGAGCUGGUGGAGAAGAACAUACUCCCCGUCGAUUCUGCUGUGAAAGAGGCUAUAAAAGGCAGCCAGGUGAGCUUCUCCAAGUCGACAGACGCAUUUGCCUUUGAGGAGGACAGCAGCAGCGAUGGCCUCUCCCCCGAUCAGACGCGAAGUGAAGACCUCCAGGGCUCAGCAGGCUCCCCUCCAGACACGAAAGCUGUGGAGACCCCUUUGGCAGGUCCUCUGGGCACAAUCCAGGAUCUUACUUCUGGCUCAGAAAACGAGAGGCAUGACUCGGCCCCACAGCCCGGCAACCAGUCAGACACUGGGAAGCAGGGGCUCGGCCCCCUGAGCCCACCCCUCCCUGCGCACGCCGCUGUGAAGUCCAAGUCCUUGAGUGACAGUAAGAACCGCCACAAAAAGCCCAAGGACCCCAAGCCGAAGGUGAAGAAGCUCAAGUAUCACCAGUACAUCCCCCCGGACCAGAAGGCAGAGAGGUCCCCUCCGCCCAUGGACUCGGCGUACGCGCGGCUGCUCCAGCAGCAGCAGCUGUUCCUGCAGCUCCAGAUCCUCAGCCAGCAGCAGCAGCACCGCUUCAGCCACCCCGGGCUCCACCCGGCUGCGCUCAAAGAACCAAAUGAACAGAUGGUCAGGAAUCCAAACUCUUCUUCAACACCACUGAGCAACACCCCCUUGUCUCCUGCCAAAAACAGUUUUUCUGGACAAACUGGUGUCUCUUCUCUCAAACCGGGCCCACUCCCAUCAAACCUAGAUGAUCUGAAGGUCUCUGAAUUAAGACAACAGCUUCGAAUACGAGGUCUGCCCGUGUCCGGCACCAAGACGGCCCUCAUGGACCGGCUACGGCCCUUCCAGGACUGUUCCGGGAACACGGUGCCCAACUUCGGGGAUAUAACGACUGUCACCUUUCCCGUGACGCCCACCAGUGCACUGCCCGGGUACCAGUCCUCCCCGUCCACCAGCGCCUUAUCCAACGGCUUCUACCACUUCGGCAGCACCAGCUCCAGCCCCCCGAUCUCACCUGCCUCGUCCGACCUGUCGGUGGCGGGGUCCCUGCCCGAUACCUUCAACGAUGCGUCCCCAUCCUUCGGCCUCCACCCGUCCCCGGUUCACGCGUGUGCCGAGGAAAGCCUCAUGAGCAGCCUGAACGGGGGCUCCAUCCCUCCCGAGCUGGACGGGCUGGACUCCGAGAAGGACAAGAUGCUGGUGGAGAAGCAGAAGGUGAUCAACGAGCUGACCUGGAAACUCCAGCAGGAGCAGCGGCAGGUGGAGGAGCUGAGGAUGCAGCUGCAGAAGCAGAAGAGGAGCCAUGGCUCUGAGAAGAAGCCGCUGCCUUUCCUGGCCGCCACCCCCAUCAAGCAGGAGGACGCUGUCUCCAGCUGUCCUUUCGCAUCCCCACCGCUGUCUGUGAAAAGACAGAGCAGCAGCUUGGAGGGCCUGCCGCCAGCCUGCGAAGCCACUCAGCUCCUGCCCCUUGGGAACGCUCCCUGCGCCGAGCCCUCGGGUCAGACCAGCGUCCUGUCGUCCACGUUUCUCAGCCCGCAGUGCUCGCCCCAGCAUUCGCCGCUCGGGGCAGUGAAAAGCCCGCAGCACAUCAGUUUGCCCCCGUCACCCAACAACCAUUACUUCCUGCCCUCCUCUUCAGGCGCCCCAGGAGAAGAGCGCAGGGCCUCCUCCCCUGUCAGCGGCCAGCUGUGUCCGGCACAGAACUCGGGGGCACAUGAGGGCCACCCUCCAAGCUUCUCUCCCCAGCCUUCCAGCCUCCACCCCUCCUUCUCCGGAACCCAGCCAGACAGUGGUCAUGGUGCUGGGGGCAACCCUUGUCCCAAAAGCCCGGGCGUCCAGCACAAGAUCGCCGGUUUACAUGCUUCUGAUAAGACAGGGCCAAAGUUUCCACUUCCAUCCCCGACUUUUUCUAAGUCCCCUUCAGCAGUUCCAGACAUAACACAGCCUCCGUCCUAUGAAGAUGCGGUGAAGCAGCAGAUGACUCGGAGUCAGCAGAUGGACGAGCUCCUGGACGUCCUCAUUGAAAGCGGAGAAAUGCCAGCUGAUGCCCGGGAGGAUCAUUCCUGUCUCCGGAAAGUCCCCAAGAUACCCGGGUCUUCUCGAAGCCCCACGGCUGCCCUCCCCAAGCCCUCGGCUUCCUUUGAACAAGUGUCUUCGGGGGGCCAGCUCUCCUUCGAUCACUACGGCGCAGACAGCGACGAGCAUCUUGAAGUCUUACUCAAUUCCCAGAGCCCCCUGGGGAAGGUGAGCGACGUCGCCCUUCUGAAAACUGGGGGCGAGGAGCCUCCUUUCGACGGGCUGAUGGACGGCUUCUCCGGGAAGGCUGCGGAGGAGCUCUUCAGCGCACACGAGAUCCUGCCGGGCCCCCUCUCCCCGAUGCAGACUCAGUUCUCACCCUCGUCCGUGGACAGCAGUGGGCUGCCGUUAAGCUUCACGGAGUCCCCUUGGGAGAGCAUGGAGUGGCUGGACCUCACGCCGCCCAGCUCCACCCCGAGCUUCAGCUCCCUCGCCGGCGGCCCCAGCAUCUUCAACAUCGAUUUCCUGGAUGUCACCGAUCUCAAUUUGAAUUCCCCCAUGGACCUCCACUUGCAGCAGUGGUAGAACGCCUGGCCGGACGUGCCCAGAAAGACCAGUAGGAACUCCACGGGGGGAGUACAAAACCGUGAAUCCUCACACGGCCCAAAAGGAGGAGGAGGAGGAGGAGCAGGAGAGAUUUAAAAAGAAGCAACGGGGACUUUUGUGACAACCAGCAGGGACACACAGGAGUCUCGUAUACGUAUAAAAUGUAAUGGUCACCAACAGUCGGUAACUGGUCACGAUUUCAGCGAUGCAUUCAAAAUUGUGCUUUUUCAGAUCAAGAAUGCCCCCCCACCAAAAAAUUCUUUUCCUGCCUUUUCAAACACCAGUAUUUUUUCUAGCCCGUACUGUUUCUCAGGCAUUACAUCGUAAGCUUUUCUCAUGAAUUUAUUACAAAUACGUGGAGAGAAAAAUGUUAACGCUUUGGGGGACCCAGGGAAGCCAGUUCAUCAAAGGUUAGGGAAGACGGACCCGUGAUGGGGGCCGCUUCUGUCUGUCCGUUACCUGUCUUUCAACAUAGAGGUCGGGCCAGCGUCAGCCAAGUUCUUCAGGCAGAAGAGAGGGACAGGACCAGUCCGUUCCCGGGGAAGUGAAGUGAACUCAGGGUCCCUCAGCCACAAACCUGCCCAUCAGAGUGGCCCCUCUCCCACCCCCAGGACUCUGUGUGGUCACUGAGGACAGCUGACCUACAUUUGGUCGCAAGGACCCACCGAGAAUGUCCCUCUUUCUCAGCCAGGUACUGAAUCACCGCCACUGUGUCUGUGACGAUACGUGUGGAACAGGCAGGAGCCUUCAAGCAAGAGGGAGAAACCGUACCUCCUGCCCUCGGAGGUUCCCAGCACAGCCCCCUGGAGAUGUGCGGACUAGACAGGACCGUGUAGGCAGAUCAGAGGGUCUCUCUAGCCUCAGGAAGCCCCGCCAGGGACAGUUCAGACAGGACUAGAGAAAACGGCUCUGCGUGUCGUGGGACUCAGUGCCAUGGGUUACUACCACGGGAUGGGAAUCCGACUUCUUUCUU